GUCACUGUCCUCUCAGUCUCCCCCUCCUCUGAUCGGUGUUCCUGUGAAACCGAGUCCGGCCGACACUUAAAAGAUGUUAGGAUUCGUGACAUCCAGACAGUUGUUCCUCGUCACCGAGGGGAACGGACAAUGAUUGUACGCGGCCAGUAUGCAGAAGAGAUGGGCAAAUUGGUUGACCGCAUCGACAAGACAUCUACGGCUCGCAUCUACCUCCUGUCCUCGGGAAAGGAAAUUGUGGUGCCCUUUGAUGAUGUAUGCAUGUUGGCAACGGUCGUCCGCAGUUUAAACGAUCCUGCUUACUUUGUUGACAUGCCAUGUGACUUUAAGAACACUUCUGUAACGUGUCUGCACAUCGAGUUUCCUCGACUCGAGGUGUUGAGUAUCCUGAGCGGAUGCUUCUCCUUCGAAGAAGCAAACCUCGGAAGCCGCCUUGGACGUCACCGAUGUUCGGGUUUACAGGACUUCCCUGCCUAA
Dibothriocephalus latus is the source of this 474-nucleotide messenger RNA. The record is from the annotation of a GenBank genome assembly. NCBI's taxonomy places the organism in Eukaryota, Metazoa, Platyhelminthes, Cestoda, Diphyllobothriidea, Diphyllobothriidae.